AUAUCAUGUUUUAUUGACUUUUGAUGUGACUUCCAUGGUAGAACAGGUGGAUCAAAACAACAGGAUGAUUGACAAUCUUGUAGCUCUAAAACCAUGGAGAACUUAACUAAGACAGAGUUCAACAGCUCAAAUUCGUACGUGUACCCAUACUCAACAACGUGGCUUGUGAUCGUUCCUCUAAUAAUUUCUCUCAUCAUUUCAGUAACAGUCGUCGGAAACUUGCUGGUAAUUGUGGCAUACAUUCAAGAUCGCUGCAUCCGUUUGAAGGUAGCGAAUAUAUUCAUCCUGAACCUCGCCAUCACGGACUUCAUUGUCGGCGCAUUUAUGUGGCCCGUCAUGAUCUCCUGGCUCAUCAAGGAUACGUGGGUCCACGGUGAGAUCAUUUGCAAAGUGUGGUUGAUAGUUGACUACACCGUAACGACAAUGUCCGCCCUAACCCUCUUGAUGAUAAGCUGGAACCGUUACUGCUUGUUCUCAUCGGCCGUCACGCAGCGGGUGUUUCGGACGAAGAAGCGAGUUGGAUUGAUGAUCCUAUCCAUGUGGACCUGCGUUAUUCUGGGCUACUCGUUCCUGGCGUUCGGCUUCAGUCCGUUGACAGGACAGUACACCAUUGACUACACGUAUAACUGCGAGCUUGAAUUCACUUCCAAUAUUAUUGUUACCCUGGUAGUCAAUAUAUUGGAAUUUUUCAUUCCGUUCACGCUCAUUGUUAGCAUAAAUAUAGCGAUUUAUAAGAAUAUCAAGAGAAGAUCUAGGGGCAAAAUAGGACCUGGUCACGGUCACCCACUUGAAAGGCCCACCAUAGAGUACCCAGAAGAUGAAGAACGGGCUCCUGGGAUCCGACGAAGCCUGAACCAGCAGAAUUCUUUGAAUGCUACACCUAAAAAUGUUCCAUUACCCCUGUGGUUACUUACAGGGCCUCACCCAGAGGAAAAUGUGCCUUGCAGAGCAACCCGAAACCGCAUCGAACCUGAUAGACCAAGAUUGACCAGGCAUCGGAAAUCCGCAGUAGUCCUUGCUAUACUGACUGGCUGUUUCCUUGUAUGUUGGGUGCCUUUUCAGAUCUCAAGUGCCAUGUUUGCAAUUUGCGGCCACAAGUGCGUGUCAUACCUGAACUGGGAGAUCACGAAUGCACUUGUGUGGGGUAACUCCAUGAUCAACCCUUUCAUUUAUGCAGCGACAAACAAGCACUUCCGAUGUAAAUUUCGAGAGAUAUUACUUUUCAAUAGAUGGGUUUGUAAUAUAAAGCACUGCAACAUCACUCCAGGCUGAAGAUAUUCAUAUCUCAAUAAAUAGAGUAAAAUUCACGGAGCAAAAUGCUGAAAAUUUCAUCAAAAUCGGAUAACA
Molecule: messenger RNA, 1347 nt
Organism: Lytechinus pictus (painted urchin)
Lineage: Eukaryota; Metazoa; Echinodermata; Echinoidea; Temnopleuroida; Toxopneustidae
Product: histamine H3 receptor-like
Exons: 1
Coding region: 94-1272 (392 amino acids)
Biological process (GO): G protein-coupled receptor signaling pathway, coupled to cyclic nucleotide second messenger; chemical synaptic transmission
Cellular component (GO): dendrite; plasma membrane
Molecular function (GO): G protein-coupled serotonin receptor activity; neurotransmitter receptor activity
Source: RefSeq, a predicted model, not a curated record